UGGGUUCAAACAAGGAACAGCUGCACUCAAUCAAGCUGUAGCUGACAACACAGAGAGAGUAAAUUUGAACGUUGUCCUCUAAAAAUGGAAUAACAUUAAAGCGUAUUGCUGUUGGCUGAGAGGCAGGAAGAGGUGGUGCUCUGGGAAACCAGCAGAUAUGAAAUGAUUUAAAUGGAAAACCUCCUGAAGGACGGAGCCACACUGACGCUCCAACGAGAUCAGACGUGGAAAUCCUCUCUUCAGUGUUUAACAUCACCUUCGUUGUUUUCUGUUGAUGCUUUUCAUGAAGAUUUCAGCAUCUCUAAGAUCUUUCAUUAAGUGGUGUUUAAUUUUCAGAGCUGUCCAGCUGUGCAUGGAGAACCUAACAUUCACUCCUCUCAGGCAGCCGAUUGUGUUUGAACUGGAGGGCUUCGACGUUCCACCAGGACAUGGUCCGCUCCUCUUCUUCCUGGCCCUGUUUGCCUACAUGGUGGUGCUGCUGGGGAACGGUGUGGUGAUCUGUGUCAUCGUGACGGACCGCAGCCUGCACAGACCCAUGUUUGUGAUGAUCUGCCACCUGGUGGUCUGUGACCUGCUGGGCGCCACGGCGGUGUUUCCCAGCCUCAUGAUGCACUUCUUGACGGGGCAGAAGAAGAUCGGCUACCUCCCAGCUAUUGCUCAGGGUUUCUGUGUUCACACAUACGGAGUUGCAAUGCACACUAUCCUGGUGGUGAUGGCUAUUGACAGGUACGUGGCAGUGUGUGAACCUCUCAGGUAUCACUCCAUCAUGACUUCGGCUCGGCUGCACAGCUGCUGCUCUGUGGCCUGGAUCGUUGCUCUGCUGCUCAUCGCUGUGCUCUUCUCCUUCCACAUAAAUCUCCCUUACUGCAGUCGAAUCAUUCAGCACGUCUACUGCAGCAAUAAGUCCAUGAUGAAUCUGGCCUGCGCUCCGCCUCUUAUCAGCAACAUCUACGGUUUAGCCAUGACCUGGUUUGUGAGUACAGGGACGUUCAUCAUCAUCUCCUAUUUCUACGUCAGGAUCCUGAGAGCUGCUCUGAAGCAGGGCAGGACCGACAGCAGCAUCCGUACCAAGGCCUUCCAGACUUGUGCAUCACACCUUGUGGUUUAUGUCUUCUAUGAAUUGGCCACACUGAUUAUAGUCGUUAACUACAGAUUUCCAUCCUCCUCCCAAAACAUCAAUAAGGUUCUCGGCAUCCUGUUCAUCAUGGUCCCUCCGGCCAUCAACCCCAUCAUCUACGGGCUGGUCAGUAAGGAGCUGCGCUCCAGCAUCGCCAAGCGGUUUUCCACCAGAACCGCUCACAAGAACUGACUUAUUUUGUCACAUUGUUAUAUUUCUAAGAUGUUGGAGGAACAGUAACUAGUAAUAAUGCAAUGUUGUACAAACAGGUCUGUUUGGGAUCUGUUGUCUGCAGAAAGUGAAAACCAAGCAGUAAUGAGCUGCUGCAGAGGCAGGAUGUCAAAAUGAAGGACAAAAUAAAAGCUCCAUCAUCUGUAACUGGUUUCAUCUUCCCCAGUAUCCCACAAGUAGCUAAAAUAAAAAGUGACACUUGAAAGAAAAGCAUUAUUUUGUUGACGGUGAGCAGCUUCAGUUUCACUAUAUGUAAAAAUAAAGUUAUAAAUACCGA
Gambusia affinis (western mosquitofish) is the source of this 1625-nucleotide messenger RNA. Its product is annotated as olfactory receptor 2K2-like. Gene Ontology annotation, cellular component: membrane. Gene Ontology annotation, molecular function: G protein-coupled receptor activity; olfactory receptor activity. Gene Ontology annotation, biological process: G protein-coupled receptor signaling pathway. NCBI's taxonomy places the organism in Eukaryota, Metazoa, Chordata, Actinopteri, Cyprinodontiformes, Poeciliidae. The coding region runs from base 275 to 1309 and encodes 344 amino acids. The record is from RefSeq and is a predicted model, not a curated record. The transcript has 4 exons.